This is a messenger RNA of Strongylocentrotus purpuratus (purple sea urchin), 1435 nucleotides long. Its product is annotated as spindle and kinetochore-associated protein 2. Gene Ontology annotation, cellular component: outer kinetochore; spindle microtubule. Gene Ontology annotation, molecular function: microtubule binding. The coding region runs from base 116 to 952 and encodes 278 amino acids. The transcript is spliced from 8 exons. NCBI's taxonomy places the organism in Eukaryota, Metazoa, Echinodermata, Echinoidea, Camarodonta, Strongylocentrotidae. Gene Ontology annotation, biological process: cell division; mitotic cell cycle; chromosome segregation. The record is from RefSeq and is a predicted model, not a curated record.
CGAGGUAAACCACAGUUCACUAUCUUCAGUUUUCAGACCCGGCGGACUGAUUAAAUUUGAUUUUCUAGUUUCGGCGAGAUUUUCGGUCUAAUAAACUGAAGAAAAGUGGGAGAACAUGGCAAAUAUGAGUGGAGACCAAGCACAAGAGAUGGAGAGGAUGGUGGACAAGCUUGAAGCAAUGUUUCAGAAGGCCGAGUCUGAUGUAGAAUACAUGUCCAGGAAGGUUGAGAGUGAGUUUCAAGAAGGAGCCCAAGAAAAGGAUCAGACCUCACCCCUUGAGCUUAGCCAGCGACUGCAGCAAGUCAAACAUGAUUAUAAGAGCAUCAUGGAGGAAGCUCAAGGUAUCAAGAAAGCACAGGAAGAGAUGGUCUCUGGUAUCAAACAACAGCUUAUGUCAGCUUCACAUGCAUUACAGAGGCUUCAUCAAACAUCAGGCACAGAGCUCCCAGAUAUAUCCGAGCAAGAAGCUCUUGUUCAGUCCAUCCUUGGUAUACCGGUAUCAUCCUCCGCACCUGCCCCUGUAGCUCAUUGCUCAACCUCAUCUCAACCAGGAUCAGAACAGACUCGUGUACCACCUUUGCAGCUUGAUGAGGAGUUACACACUGCGGAGGGAGAAGAAAAUCUUUCACCCAUUGAUACAACAUUUGACAUCGGUCAUUCACCAGCAGAGCUUCGAGCCCAGUCUAGUGACAUGGUCCCUAUCACCGAAGAGGAGUUCACAUCAGUCUCAGAUCUCGUUAGGGCAAGAGCAAAGCUUGAAGAUGUGAACAGGGUAUACAGUAGACUCCAUGAUCACUUCAAGACAGAAGGGAACACUGCUGCAUUGAGUGUACCUGACAUGAGUAAGAUGGGUAUGAAGAUAACAGGGGCUACAGGAGAAGCUAAACUCAAGACUCUGCGAUCACUGAAGAUCAUUAACAUAACGAGGACAGGAGCAGUGAAGUUGUUAUGAUGUGUAUGAAUGUGGAAAGAGCACAUGACGCUAUCCAGGGUCUGGUGAUUAGACUAUGCUUGCCAUGCCAGGUUACAGAAAUAAGCCCAAGAACAUUACAAAUAGCAGACUCUCUAAAGCUAUCUAGUCUUUAAAAUGGCCUAGACCAGACAUCAGUGGGUUUAUUUUAAAAAUCCUUUUGACCCCACGAUCUUACCAUUCCUCAUCAGUGACUUGAAACCCUUCAGGCAAUUCUUGUAUUCCCAAAGGAAAAUAAUUUUCAUUAUUCUGUUGUUAACAGUUUACUCUCCAUGUUUGCCCUGGAGAGGGUUGAGCAGGUUAUCCUAGAUCAUGUUCCAGGCCCAGGAAAAAUUGAAUGUCAAGAAAAUAUUUAGGCCACACCUCCCCCCUCCCGUAGACUACUUUAAAGCCUGAAACUUUCACAAGUGGCUGCCAUCAACAAUUCAAAAUAGUGUCAAGCCGCCAAAGUCUAUGAUGUUAAUA